AACGCAAUGUCAUGAACACAUGCUUAUGACGUGCUUAUACUGUUGUUUUGUUAUAACCGAUUUGUUAUUUUGUUGUCGUGUUAAGUAGUUGUAAAUGGUAUUAAAUCCUAAUAACUACAAACGAACGAAAUGUGACAUGACAUGCUUAUGUCACGACACAUGACAUAAAAGCAAGAAAUUAGGACAAACAAAUAUUUUAAGUCGAGUUGACUGUUAGUGUUUGUACUCUAAGUUUACGAUCAGGAUUAUGGUUAAAAGAUGCGCAUUGGGCACUUGCAAUAUUGAUUCCAGAUUGCAUUCACUUGAAAAUUAUUAAUAUGGUGGUGAUAAACAGAAAGAGCAAAGGAAUCUAUUUAUUGGUGUAUUUAGCCAUUUCUGUUUAUUUUUUAAAGUCAAAGGCAAGCGACUUCUCAUGCAAACCGGACGAAGUACAGUUUAAAUGUAAGAGCGAUGGAAAGUGCAUGCCCAAAGAUUGGGAGUGUGACGGUGUAAACGAUUGUUCUGACCAUUCCGAUGAAAUGAAUUGUGGUUCUUGUCCACAAGAGAAGUUUUCUUGUGGUAAAGAGUGUAAAUUUAAAUAUAUGAUUUGUGAUGGUUACAAAGAUUGUAAAGAUGGAUCUGAUGAAUCACCUUCACAUUGUGCAAAUAUAUCUUGUUCUGACAACAAGUUCAAGUGUCAAGACAGUAAAAAAUGUAUCAUUGAAUCUUGGAAAUGUGAUAAUUAUAAAGAUUGUGAUGAUGGAAGUGAUGAAUUUGACUGUGGUGUGCGUCCUUGUCCUAAAUUAUCAUUUCAAUGCAAUAAUAACCAGUGUAUUGAUAUAAAUUGGAAGUGUGAUCAUAAUGAUGACUGUGAUGACCAUUCUGAUGAAGAAAAUUGCACUUAUACAGAGUGUAAGCAUGAUUUGGAGUUCCAGUGUACAAUAAAGAAGCGUUGCAUCUUGAAAGAAGCAUACUGUGAUGGUCACUCGAUUAAAAAAUGUAAUGUUGAUCGAUUUGACUGUAAGGAUGGAAGUUGUAUUCCUUAUAAGUGGGUUUGUGAUGGUGACUGUGAUUGCACAUCUGGUGAUGAUGAAAAGCACUGUAGUAAAGAAUGUGAAAAAGAUGAGUUUAUGUGUCCCAUUUCUAAAAAGUGCAUUAAAAGAUCGAUGCUGUGUAAUGGUGACAAUGAUUGUCCCAAUGGUACAGAUGAAAAGUACAAGUGUGGUGAACCACAAUGCUCUAAUGACAAUGGUGGAUGUGACCAUAAAUGUAACAAAUUAAAAUUUGGUCAUUUUUGCUCUUGUCGUCCAGGAUAUAAACUUGAAGAAGAUGAAAAGACUUGUAGAAAAAUUGACGAAUGUGAUGAAUUUCAGCAGUGUAGUCAGAUCUGUGAGGUGUUUAACAAGACUGCCCAGCCAUUAAGAUGCAGUUGUGUUGCUGGCUAUCGCUUGGAUAAGGACCAUCGAACUUGCAAAGCUAUAGAUAGACACCCGUACCUCGUAUUUUCUGAUCAUUAUUCCAUCAGAAAACUCACUUUACACAAGAAACAGUCCGACUUCUUUGGCAUAGUUCCUCAUUUCGCAGGAAUCAUCGCAGUAGACUAUCAUUUUGGCAAGGCCUUGAUGUUUUGGACUGGCAUUAAAAGCAAUUCAAUUCAACAGACUAACCUGAGUAGCAAAAUAGAACAUGAUAAAAAAAUUAUUGUUAAAAAUGUUGCUUCCCCAGAUGGUCUUGCAGUAGAUUGGGUCACAGGAAAGUUGUAUUGGACAGAUGCUGGAAGAAAACGAAUUGAAGUUUCUGAAUUAGAUGGUCGAUAUCGUUCUACUUUAAUCGAUACUAACUUGGAUAUGCCACGUAUUGUACUUCAUCCCUACUAUGGGUAG
This is a messenger RNA of Xenia sp. Carnegie-2017, 1862 nucleotides long. RefSeq names its product low-density lipoprotein receptor 2-like. Gene Ontology annotation, molecular function: protein binding. Lineage: Eukaryota; Metazoa; Cnidaria; Anthozoa; Malacalcyonacea; Xeniidae. The record is from RefSeq and is a predicted model, not a curated record.